AAGGGGGGGGGGGGGGGGGAUGGGCGACUCUCGAAUGCAAAGAUCCGACACAGAAGCAGAGCCCUGUUCCAUACACAGCACUAUAGCCAAACAUAAACACACAUUAAUACAUUACACCUUUAAAUAAAUCCGCCACCGUUUCACAUGGAAUCUACCGGAGACGCCCCAUGGAUGUAGUGCACCUGAAGGCGACGGGGGAUUUAACUUUCCCUGCAUUUCUGGGAGACGCCGAGAAGUUUGUUUGCCACCCCUGGAGAGGGAGCUACUUUUAGGGGCGGGCAAUCCAGGAAACGCCGAGGCCGACGGAGGGGCCUACUGGUUUGAUGUUGGGCUACUCCGAGGGACUCUAUUUCUUCGCCUCGCUUGUGCAAGUUUGUUAUGCAUCUUUAGGUCCCCCAUGACCGUAAGCCGUGGGCUACGGCUCAGCGGCGCCCCACCAUUGGAGUGGUUUGUCACUGUAGUGGGAGCCCUGUGAUUUCUCUAUCCACCGGCGAAAACCCCACCACCUCCCCUCCCCCCUCCCAUCCUGUCCCUUCCAUCCCCCUGUCCCCUCCCCGUCCCCCCUCUUCCCCUCCACCCCAAGCAUCGCCGUGCUGGACGUCAUGAGCAUAGUAAUCGCUCCUGGAGUCAACACACCUGAGACGUCUUACACAGAAAUGGCUGCUGGAUCAGACCCUGAGUCAGUUGAAGCAAGCCCUGCAGUAAAUGAGAAAAACUUCGACAACCACAGCUGUGGAAGUGCGCAAAGUCAUGGGUAUCGGGGACUACCAUAUGCUAUGCAACAGUCUUCCGUUGUGUGUUGUCAGGAUCACAACUACGGCGCGCCCCCUCCUCCCACCCCACCCGCUUCCCCACUCUCUCAAACCAUCAUCCCCCGACUGGAUAUCAAUGGCGUGGUACGCAGUUCUCGCUAUCUUGAAACCACAGAGGACAACUCGGUGGACAGCGAUAGCUCGUCCGAGGAGGAUGGGGCUGUAGCCGGCUGGUGUCACUGCACUCUGAUGCCAGACGGCUUGCUCAUUAAAUGUGACAAUUGCAGGGGUCUUGAUAGAAGGAAAGGAACAGACGGCCAGCACAGGAAAAAUGAAAAUGUCUCAGCUGGAGAGAGCAGUGGCACAGAGAGUGGCGAUGAAGAGGUGUCACCAUCCACCAUCUCCUACACCGCCACCCAGCACACGCCCACCAGCAUCAAGCUCACCGUCAACCGAGUCAAAAGGAGUAAAUCCAAAAAGAGAAAGAAGAGUACAGAGAAGUCCCGUGGAACACCAAAGGGCAAGAAAGUCAAAGCAUUUAGAGAAGGUUCUAGGAAGUCUAUGAGGAUGAAGAACUCGGCGACGGAUGCGAGCGUGUUGGACGAAAACACAGCAGAAGGAUGGGAGAGUAAAAUCCGUCAGUGGACGGACCAGUACGAGGAGGCUUUAGCCAACCAGUACAGCGCCGACAUCCAGACGCUGCUCAAGCUUCAUCGAACUGUCAGCACCUCUGAUCCGAGCGCAGAGGCUCCAUCUGCCGCACAGAGCUCACUGGAAGGCAUGGACACCAUCAACCGCACCGAGCUGGCCUGUAACAACACAGUUUUGGGCUCUCAGAUGCAGCUGCAGUUGGGACGAGUAACACGAGUGCAGAAGCACAGGAAGAUCCUUCGUGCAGCCAAGCACCUGGACCCAGACGCCCUGAUCAUCGAGUAUCGAGGGAAGGUCAUGCUCAAGCAGCAGUUCGAGGUCAACGGGCACUUCUUUAAGAAGCCCUACCCAUUUGUGCUGUUCUACUCCAAGUUUAAUGACGUGGAGAUGUGUGUGGAUGCCAGGACUUUUGGAAAUGACGCCCGCUUCAUUCGAAGAUCCUGUACACCAAACGCAGAGGUGCGACACAUGGUUGCUGAGGGGAUGAUCCACCUGUGUAUUUAUGCCGUCAGUGAGAUCACUAAAGAUGCUGAGGUCACUAUUGGAUUUGAUUAUGAGUUCAACAGCUGUAUCUACAAGGUGGACUGUGCUUGCCAUAAGGGGAACCAAAAUUGUCCUGUGCAGAAACACAACAUAAGCCCCAAGGAGAGCCUGCUGAGCCCCACGUCUGCACCGCCGCCCUCGCCGUUGGUUGGUGCCGAGACCCGACAGAGAAAGGCUCGCCGGAGAGAGCUGGAGGGGAGCCUGGGCGGAGAUAGCAGUCAGACCCCCAGCCAGCAGCAGGAGGCCAAAGAGCUCCAGGGAAACAGUGAUGCUGAGGGGCUGCCAGAUGAGGUGAAGCUGGAAGAAGUGGAGGAAGGAGAGGUGGAUGAGAAUGGGAUUGCCAUCUCCAGUAAAAAAACACUCAACAGUCUGGAAAGGAGACGGAGGAGAGCAGAUGUAAAGGAGGACAGCGUGGAAGCAGAAGAGGGUACAGGAACUCCCCCCAUAGCCCAAAACACGGGGGUAGGGAUCACCACACGACGCACUUCCUAUGUCACGGAAGUACCAUCUAUUGAAGAAAAGACCUCUUCACCAAACUUGCCUGCUCCAGCUGCCCCUCCGAAACCCGCACGGCCUUCCAAACCUCGUCCCAAGAGCCGAAUCUCACGCUACCGCUCAAGCUCGUCCCAGCGUGCUCGACGACAGCGUCAAGCACUUGCCCAGCAGGCGGCUGCCUCAGCUCCUGCACCGGACCAAAACACAGGUCCGGAAGAGGAGGCUCCUCAUGGCCUGUUUGGUUCUGAUCUGGGGCAAGGGGACAGCGGGCUCGGCGCUGGUCGCCUCCUCGAUGGAGACGGCCAGAAUCUUAACUGCAUAAGCAGAGGCAACCUGCGUUACCCCAAGACCAAAAAGUAUCUGGUGACAGAGUGGUUGAAUGAAAAGAUUCCUGGAGGGGAGAAGGUCCCACAGGAGCCACCUAUUGAGCGGCCGCUGCGUAUUACCACUGACCCAACGGUGCUGGCCACCACCCUCAACAUGUUGCCAGGCCUCUCGCACUCAUCUGUUAUCUGCACAGCGCCAAGACACUAUGUGCGCUUCGGCUCACCUUUCAACCCCGAGAGACGCCGUCCACGUCCACUUCAGAUGGACGGCACCUAUGGCUGCUUUAAAAAGAGAUGGAUCAAGCAAGUGGAGGACGAGAGCUGUUCAGCCAGUGUGGAGGACGGUACAGAAUCCACUUCCUCCCAGCAAAGCACCAGCAGCAGAUCCACCCCAAAUCCCUUGUCCAGCGAACUGAACGCACCUUUCAAGAAGCGCCAUGCAAAGUGUAUGACAGAGACGACGUCGACGCCUUCUGACCACCUGCUUCGCCCAUUGUCGCCCAUCACGCCGCCUCUCCCUGAGGACCCCAUACUUCCCCUGCUUCAAAACACAUUUAUUAGCUCCUUGCUACCCAACGGCCUCGCAUAUUCACCCAUGCCCUCACUUCCCACCAGCCGCUGCAACACACCUCUGCAAUUUGAAAACAUAUCAUCCCCCGAGGCAUCACCCGUUCACAGGCCAGAAUCUAUAUCUCCUGAGCCAUGUCUCCAGACAGACUUUGACAUCCCUCGGAGUCAGUUCCCAGAUCUUUCACUGCCCUCUAGUUUGGAGAGCCCCAUGGCCGGACCCUCAGAGGACUUUUCCAUCCCCGGAACAUCUUUAGGCAAUGAUUCCCAGGAAUCCCUCUCAGCGGGAAUCACUUCCUUGAAGCAAGUGUCCACUGCCACCUCAGACCGAGCCCUGAAAAGCAGGGAGCAGGCCUUCAGGACAGAGUUCAACCUCAUAUACACGUGCUCACCCCUCAACGCUAACUUGGCAAACCAUGCUGCCACAGACCGACGUCUCUCUCUCUCGGAGGAAGGUCUCUCCCCCGCACAGUCGUUCCACAAUUCUUUGAGUAGCCAGGGGCUACAUGGGGACGUUGGGCCCAGCUGUACGUCGCCUUUUAACGAACUUCAUUAUGGGGGAGGCUACCCAGAGAGUGGCACACCUCCACACACCAGCAACCCGCCACAAAAAAAGAAGAGGGCCACCCAGCAUACCCUUAGUCUGCUGACAGGGAGGCCAGAUUACCAGGCUAUAGCUCUAAGAAGUCAAUACAAGGCUGUUCAAAAUAUGGUGUCCUUGUUGGAGUACCGCAAGCGGAAGCAGGUUGGCGGACGCGACCCCGAGCUGUCCAGCUGUAGUUCAUCCCUGGGCAGCACCCCCACGCAGCCUGGUACGCACUACAGCCAGGAGAGCCUCCAUCCCCAUUACCUGAUGCAGCCCCUUGCCUCCCCGCACAAUUCCACAUCUUCAUCGGGACUCGGCAGUUCUGUUCCUCAGAUUGAGGAGGUCAGUCCUCCGCACCACCAUGGCUCUUCAGUGCAGGCCAGACAUGAGGAGAACAACAAUCAGUGGAUGGUUCCCACCACUGUUGAACGUCUACGAGAAGGUCAGGGAGCAUUGGAGCGAGUGCUCAGGAGCAUCAAGAUGGAGCGAAUGUACAAGAGGAGCAAUAGUUCUACUGAGAAAGAAUCUGAUGCAGAUCACCUGCAGUCCCCCAUGAAGAGUCCAGCACAAAGAUACAGCCCAUCUAUGUAUUCCCAUCAGGCAUCGGACCUAGGCACCGACAGUCCCUCGCUGCAUCAACAAGCCCCCGCGUCUCCGUUUGGACCUUGCUACAGUCCCACACCAGGCCACGGCUUCUACACAGGCCCGUCUCAGGACCUCCUUCCUUCCUCCUUCCCCGCUCACACGCCCACAACCUCGUCGGAAAGCAAGCUGGCGGCGGAGUCGCUACACCGGCCGAGCGGCGACACCGACGGAAGCCGCGGUUACGGCGCCCACUUAAAGGCGAGCCGUUUGAGCAGCGGCGGCGGUCCGGUGGCGCCCGCCGCUGCACCGUGGGCCCACGGACAGACUAAGACUGACGUGAGCGACGUCGGAGGGAGUCAGCAGCAGCUUUCACAAAACGCCAGGUCAGCAAGUACCGGGCAGGCCGGCGCCAGGCUGCUGUCCGCCUCCGGACCAACAAACUACUCACAGCGAGCGGCGAGCAUCAGCCAGUUCCAGAACCCCCCGCUACAGAACCCAGGAGUACGAACACAGUCUGGAAGCUUUUAGCAGGCAAGCGACUCCUCGUGUAAAAACCACAACUUUUCUCCUUUUUUGUUGCUCUUAUCCUUCUUUUCUGUUCCAGCAACAUUCUUGCACACUUUGGACACAAUCGUGAACACUUUGAAGCGCACACCCAGAAUACGAAAGAAAUCACUUGUAACUUGAAAUUCUUUAUUUGUGCUGGACUUUAACGACCAGACCUUGGAGUGUCCAAAAGCAAACACAAAGAUUUUUUUUUUUUCUUCCUCUUUUUUUUGUUUGUUUAUUGAAUUAGGCAAAUAAGGUGUGCUGCAGUCGUGAAGUGUUGCUGUGCAAACAGGAGAAGCAGAGUUGGGUCAUUCCGUUGUUGUCUUUCUCCCAGGACCUUCUGUCGCCCGCCGGCUGACCAUUGGAGCGCAGACGUUAGUAACUGUUGUACUUGAGCCAUACAGCUCCCAUCCUUCAUGGUGCUGCAAUCUUCUUUUCACCCAAUAAAUGUCCCAUUCAGACACCUUCCUCA
This is a messenger RNA of Nerophis ophidion (straightnose pipefish), 5526 nucleotides long. It is a transcript of the gene setd5, whose product is annotated as SET domain containing 5. Lineage: Eukaryota; Metazoa; Chordata; Actinopteri; Syngnathiformes; Syngnathidae. The record is from RefSeq and is a predicted model, not a curated record. Bases 603 to 5033 code for a protein of 1476 amino acids. Gene Ontology annotation, molecular function: protein binding. The transcript has 25 exons.